Molecule: messenger RNA, 1734 nt
Organism: Aspergillus puulaauensis
Lineage: Eukaryota; Fungi; Ascomycota; Eurotiomycetes; Eurotiales; Aspergillaceae
Product: flavin-containing monooxygenase
Exons: 7
Coding region: 1-1734 (577 amino acids)
Molecular function (GO): NADP binding; N,N-dimethylaniline monooxygenase activity; flavin adenine dinucleotide binding
Source: RefSeq, a predicted model, not a curated record
AUGGGGUCUCUCGGUAUCAGCCAAACGGUGUCCACCGGGAACUACGAGAUCAUCGAACAGCCCAGCCGCAUCGCGAGGAAGAUCCGAGUUAUUGUCAUCGGCUGCGGUGCCAGCGCCAUCAACUUCGCGCACGAUGUCGAUAACAGCGGCCUGGAUCUGGACUUGGUCUGCUACGACAAGAAUCCCUCGAUCGGGGGCACUUGGUAUGAGAACAAGUAUCCGGGGUGUGGAUGUGAUAUCCCGUCGGUGAAUUACCAGUAUUCUUGGGCCCCGUCUACGCACUGGUCCUCGUUCUAUUCCAGUGCGCCUGAGAUUUUGCAUUACUUUAAAUCUGUUGCGCAGGACUAUGGCCUGAUGAAGUACAUGCGGCUUAACUCCAAGGUGGUCAGUGCCAGAUGGGACGAAGAUGAACAGCAGUGGAAUCUCCAAAUUCAGAAAAUGGAAGGGUCAAAGGAGGUUUUCGAGGACAAGGCGCAUGUCCUGGUCAAUGGAAGCGGUGUUCUCAAUAAAUGGAAAUGGCCUGCAAUCCCCAACCGAGAACGCUUCAAGGGCCAAAUGCUGCACAGUGCAAGCUGGGAUGACAGCAUUCAGCUUCAAGGAAAGCGAGUGGGUGUCAUUGGGUCAGGGUCCUCUGCUGUCCAGAUUGUUCCCAAUAUCCAGCCUGUUGUUUCUUCGUUGAAAUGCUUCAUUCGCAGCCAAUCCUGGGUUACUGCCAGCUUCGGGCAGCGCUUUGCAGGGAAAGGAGGAACAAACUUCAAAUACAGCGAGAAACAGAAGGAAAUCCUCCGGUCAGAUCCAGACCGGUACCUAGCAUACCGAAAGAAGAUCGAGUCCGAGCUGAACUCGCGGUUCCGCUUCAUCCUCAAUGGAUCUGCAGAGCAGGCAGAUGCAAGAGCAGCAGCCGAGCGAGACAUGCGCAGACGACUAGCCAAGAAACCCGAACUGGCCGAUCUGAUCGUGCCCACCAACUUCGCCGUCGGCUGUCGUCGCCCAACACCCGGGGCUGGAUACCUCGAGGCGCUGUGCGAGGACAACGUCAGCGUCGUGUCGUCCAGCAUCCAAGAGUUUACCCCGAAGGGUAUCCGGACCGCCGAUGGCGUAGAGCAUGAUUUCGAUGUUAUCGUGUGUGCCACGGGCUUCGAUGUAAGCUGGAAGCCCGCAUAUCCCACCAUCGGGCGAGACUCGCGCAGUCUGAGCAAGGAAUGGGCGGACGGCCCGAAUACGUAUCUGUCCAUUGCGGUGCCUCAUUUUCCCAAUUACCUGAUCUUCAACGGCCCAUACGGUCCAUACGGCCACGGGAGCUUCCUGCCCAUAGCUGAAACGGUGUCCAAGCAUUUCCUACAAAUGCUCACCAAGAUGUCUGAAGAGGGAGUCACAUCAUUUGACGUGAAGCCCGAGGCCGUGGCAGACUUUGUGCAGCACCGACGGCAAUUCCUGCCCCGGACGGCGUGGUCCUCCCCCUGUCGUUCGUGGUUUAAGCAGGGCACCGUCGACGGCGAGAUCAUGAUGUGGCCCGGUUCGAGGAUCCAUUUCUUUGAAAGCAUGAAGGCGCCCCGGUGGGAGGAUUAUAGUCUGACCUAUACGACUGCCAAUCGGUUUGGGUAUUUGGGCAAUGGGUUUGCGGCGAGGGAGUUCGAUGGCAGUGAUUUGACUUGGUAUUUGGGGUUGAUGGGGGGUGAGGAUGUCCAGCCGGAGCUGCCGGACGAGGACUUUGCAGAUUUUAUGGUCUCGUAG